Molecule: messenger RNA, 600 nt
Organism: Mesorhabditis spiculigera
Lineage: Eukaryota; Metazoa; Nematoda; Chromadorea; Rhabditida; Rhabditidae
Source: the annotation of a GenBank genome assembly
AUGCGCACCCUUUCCUGUCUCCUGCUCCUCGCCGCGACCGUAUCCGCCCACGAGCACGAGCGUCAUCACAGCAAGAAAUUCCGAAGCACUACGUUACUGGCUAGGGUCAGGCGACAGGCCGAUACCAACACCGAGCCAGGUUGCAUGGGAUUGACGGUGCAAAACGGCAACGUUAAUUACAUCCAAGGAAACCCCCAGAAGGAGAUGGCAUCCGGAACAAGCGCCACAGCCACCUGCAAUCUUGGCUUUGUACCAUCUGGAACCAUGACAGUAACCUGUCAGAAUGGAGCGUGGACCCCACAGAUUGGCACCUGUAACGCGGCUGGCGCUGGCGCCCCGGGCACCAGCGGCGUUGGCGGUAACGUUGGAGCAACCGGGGUCUCAACCUCACCACUAGGUGUCCCUUCGAAUCCUGCGGCUCCCGGAGCCCCUGGCGCCAAUGCCCCGGCAACCCCCGGAGGGAUGCACGCUAGCGGCUCGACGGCCACUCUUACAUGCAAUCCGCAAUUCGUAGCUAGUGGCGAGACCACAGCCACCUGCAACAAUGGCGUCUGGAACCCGCCUACAGUAGGCAUGUGCAACCCGUCCGGCAGCGCGCCG